Molecule: messenger RNA, 1435 nt
Organism: Teleopsis dalmanni
Lineage: Eukaryota; Metazoa; Arthropoda; Insecta; Diptera; Diopsidae
Gene: PIG-M
Product: GPI mannosyltransferase 1
Exons: 1
Biological process (GO): GPI anchor biosynthetic process
Cellular component (GO): membrane; glycosylphosphatidylinositol-mannosyltransferase I complex
Molecular function (GO): alpha-1,4-mannosyltransferase activity; GPI mannosyltransferase activity
Source: RefSeq, a predicted model, not a curated record
AUAAGUAAAAAAUAUAAAAAAGUGAUCUUUUUAUUUUUUUAAAAGUGCACAGGAGAUAAUCAAAAAUAUUACGAUGGUUUUACUAACUUAUAUGAAAAAGUGUGCUGCACGGACAACAAACCAAUUGAACCGGACUUGCGUUUAUUUGAUGAAUUGUCGCUUUCGUACACAUCUGUUGAUAGCAUUUAUAAUACGAUUAGCACUAAUAUAUUACGGUUAUAUUCAAGAUAAACGCUCCGAAGUUCCGUACACAGAUAUCGACUAUAAGGUUGUAACUGAUGGUGCUCGUUAUGUUUUAGAUGGAAAUUCUCCCUUUGACCGACAUACGUAUCGUUACAGUCCUAUUUUGGCAUACCUUCAAAUGCUGAAUAUUUGGAUACAUAUGGCCUGUGGUAAAGUGAUUUACGCUAUUUUUGACAUAACUGUAUCCUUUCUAAUUUACAAAAUCAUCCGUGCUGAACAAUUAAGACAGAGCCGUAAAGGAAUUCAAACUAUAAAAUGUCAAAAUAAAGAAAUGCAUUUGGUGAAUAGCUGUGAUUGUUUCAAACAAAACAAACCUUCUACUUUUUUGGCAAGAGCCUCUGCAUAUUUUUGGCUUUAUAAUCCUCUUACUUUGGUUAUAUCAACACGUGGGAAUGGUGAUAGCAUUUCAAGUGUAUUCGUUAUAUUAACUAUUUAUUUGCUGUCCCGAUCUCAAGAUUUAAAACGAGGACGUAACUGGAUGAUAUUUGCAGCAGGCUUGUGUCAUGGUUUUUCUAUACAUUUACGUCUUUAUCCAAUUGUUUUUAGUUUAGCCUACUAUCUUUCUUUAUCAGAAAAACUGAUUAAUAGUACUGGAGAAUUUUUUAGGCAAAUUAUUUUACCUUCAUCCAAACAAUUAACGCUAAUAUUUGGAACAAUUUUAGGUUUUUCUGUAGUAUCAGUAAUAUUCUAUCAUUUAUACGGUUGGCAAUACAUUUAUGAAGCAUAUUUAUAUCAUUUUGUACGUAAGGAUGUGAGGCAUAAUUUCUCAUUGUACUUUUUAAUGCAGUAUUUGGGUUCUAAUGUACAUUUUUCGAUAAUUGAAAAAUUAACUAUAAUAAUUCCACAGUUAUGUUUAAUAUUAUAUUUAAGUAUCAGUUUUGGACAAUUUCUUAAAACAUUACCAUUUUGCAUAUUUUCUCUGUCCUUUAUAAUAGUAACAUUUAAUUCUGUUGUAACGUCUCAAUAUUUUGUGUGGUAUAUGGCUGCGUUACCACUUUGUUUAAAAAAUUUUAAAAAAUUAUCUCUGUUAAAAGCCAUUUUAUAUUUUAGUCUUUGGUUAUUGGGUCAGGGUAUGUGGCUAUUACCAGCAUAUUUGUUAGAAUUUAAAACAUAUAAUACAUUUUAUUGGAUUGGUGCACAAAGUGCAGUUUUUUUUCUAGUAAAUAGUUUUAUAUUAAUACGUUUGAUUGAA